UGGUGUUGCCACGUCACACGCCUUCCGCCAGAGUCCAAACGCGUGCAUGGGAAAGCGUUUGCCGCUUGCCAGCCGCUUGCACUUCUGGGAAUCACCGUUCGUAGAUCACCUCAUCCGCAACAAUGAGAUCCUCCCUCUACCUCUUCCUCGCGGCCUUCCUCGCCACCCUCCUGGUGUCGCUGCCCCUCGUUGCAGCCGAAAAGAAGCGGGACGUCACCUCCUUGCAAAUUGGCGUCAAGCACAAAGUAGAAUGCACCCGGAAGUCUCAAAAGGGCGAUAAGCUCUCCAUGCACUACACCGGAACCUUGUACUCGACCGGAGAGAAGUUCGACUCCUCCCUCGACCGCAACCAGCCGUUUGAGUUCACCGUUGGAGCCGGACAAGUUAUCAAGGGCUGGGACCAAGGCCUCCUGGACAUGUGCCCCGGCGAAAAGAGGAAGCUCGUCAUCCCUUCUUCGCUCGGCUACGGUGACCGGGGCGCUCCCCCGAAGAUUCCCGCCGGCGCAACUCUGGUAUUUGAGACGGAAUUGUUGGAGAUCAAGAAUGUGCGUAACGAGUUGUAGAAGCGGAUCUGCAUUGGGUGAAUGAAGAAUAGACCGGGUUGCAAAUUGCGACCGUAGCCUUGGAUUUUUCAAGGGAUUCCGUCUGGUGCAUGCGCUCCUUGUACGUGUGAUACGGGAUUCCUGGCGCUGUUAGAGGACAUGUAGCACCCAC
This is a messenger RNA of Fimicolochytrium jonesii, 714 nucleotides long. RefSeq names its product FK506 binding protein 2, 13kDa precursor. Gene Ontology annotation, biological process: protein peptidyl-prolyl isomerization. The record is from RefSeq and is a predicted model, not a curated record. The coding region runs from base 123 to 563 and encodes 146 amino acids. NCBI's taxonomy places the organism in Eukaryota, Fungi, Chytridiomycota, Chytridiomycetes, Spizellomycetales, Powellomycetaceae. Gene Ontology annotation, molecular function: peptidyl-prolyl cis-trans isomerase activity. The transcript has 4 exons.